Molecule: messenger RNA, 1204 nt
Organism: Dioscorea cayenensis subsp. rotundata (Guinea yam)
Lineage: Eukaryota; Viridiplantae; Streptophyta; Magnoliopsida; Dioscoreales; Dioscoreaceae
Product: E3 ubiquitin ligase BIG BROTHER-related-like
Exons: 8
Coding region: 1-942 (313 amino acids)
Source: RefSeq, a predicted model, not a curated record
AUGGAGAACUCGAGGAACACGGACCUCAGGCCAGGAGAUGAAAACCCUAACUCUACUUCUUCUUCGACUACCGCCGGUGAUGAAUCCUUGACGGGGCCGCCACCAUCGCCGUCCUCAGCCAACCCAUCCUCCACACUCAGCCAAAUCGACGCCGACUUCGAAUUCGCUUGCAUGCUUCAUGAACUGGAGAACUCGAGGAGCGCCGAGAUAAGCACUGAACCUGGGCCAGGUGAUGAAAACGAUGGCCUUUCUUCUUCUUCUUCGAUUACCGGCGGUGCUGAAUCCUCGCCGCCGCUGCCGGAGUCCUCAGAUACCUCUUCCUCCAGACUCAGCCAAAUCGACGAAGACUAUGCCCUCGCCUGCAUGCUUCAACAACGGGAGAGGGUGUUGAUGAUGCUGAGGAAUGAUGGUGAGUUUGAGGAUGAGCAGCCUUCUGGUGAAGGUGGUCAGGAGGAGGGUGGGGUUUCCACAGAAGAGCUUGAUGCCCAUCCGGAACAGCUUGGUGGGGGUUUGGGGCAUGCUUUGGAUCUUUUUGAAGCCGAAGUGAUGCAGGCGGCCUUGCAGCUUAUGAGUUCCUCCAGAUUGGAUGAAUGGAGAACAAUGAGUCAAAUGAUUCAACCCAACUUAAAUUUUCAGGGCAAUCGGCAAUAUCCUGAUUUUAAUAACCCAUCAUAUGAGGAGCUCAGUGAAUUGUGUGAGAUGGUUGGAAGUGUGAACAAAGGUCUUUCUAAGAACAAAAUUUUAUCUUUGCCUUCAAUCAGUUACAAGUCUGCAGAAAAUGGCUCAACUGACCAAUGUGUUAUUUGCCUGUUGAAUUUUGAGGAUGGCGAUUCCUUGGUUUCAUUAUCAUGUGAGCAUUUAUAUCACCGUGAUUGUAUUCGUAAGUGGCUGCUGACAAACAAGGUGUGCCCUAUUUGCAAUGCAGAAGUCAAUUUGCCAUAGAAAUGGGCAGCAAGUUUAACUUCUGAGAUGCUUGGUUCAGGGAGAAUUGUGUCCUUUUUUGUCUCUAUAGUAUAUAAAUCAGUAAUAGUGUUUUUUUUAAAAUUUUUUUAUUUUGUCCAUAGGAUAAAGAUAAAUACAUGGCAUAAGCUCAACUGUGUUAUAACUGUAAAAGUUCAUUUUAGGUGACAGUUGCUUUGUAUUUAUAAAUUCCUCAUUCAUGUUACUGUUACCAGUAACUUAUUGUUUGAGUAUAACCUAUUCU